This is a messenger RNA of Sphaeroforma arctica JP610, 2545 nucleotides long. RefSeq lists its product as hypothetical. The record is from RefSeq and is a predicted model, not a curated record. Lineage: Eukaryota; Ichthyosporea; Ichthyophonida. The transcript has 13 exons. Gene Ontology annotation, biological process: rescue of stalled cytosolic ribosome; protein ubiquitination. The annotation marks the transcript as partial. Gene Ontology annotation, molecular function: ubiquitin protein ligase activity; ribosome binding.
GUUUUAAGCUGUAGACAUACAUAUGGUCUCUGGCGCACUGUGGUGUACGUAAAUACAUUGUAUAGUAAGAUCUGAGCAGUUGCGUGUUCCUUACGGUACGUAGAACUUACACCACUGUAUACGUAGAAGCAUAUUGCGGACACACGCAAAUACACUUACAUCUCAAGCAUACUUGAUCCAUACUUGCAUACUAGCACUCGAGCGUUUUGCACAACAUUACACCAGCCCACCGCACCACAAACACACAAAUAUCCUGUAUAGAUUGUGAGACGUUACUACUGGACUACAAUCGAGCACCAUGGCGCCUCCCAAGUCUAAGAACAACAAAACCAGAAAGACGUCCACCUCAACAGCCCCAGCCCAACCUGGUGCAAAAGCCACAGAUGCUACACCGCUAGAAGGACCAACACGCUCCCUAUCCUUGCACGACAGAGGGGGUGUUGGCAGUAAUAUAUGCACUGUAUGCUUCGAUGAGAUGGAAUACUAUGCUGUAGGCGCAUGUAAUCACAGGGUAGUGUGCCACAGGUGUUCGUUGAGAAGUAGGGCUCUUUUGGAUAAUCAAAAGUGUGUGCUAUGCCGCACGGUGUGUGAGGAGGUGGUGUAUACCACUGAUGCGACGACGGCUUUCGACCAGCUGCCUGUGCAUGACAUGGAGUGGGGCGAGGACUAUGGUAUCUACUACGAAGACAAGCAUGUGAAAGAUUGGGUAUUAAACCAGUUCAAGUACAUCUGUCAAGAGGAACAGCAGGAAUUCCCGAAUAUAAAUUCGUUGAAAGCGCACACUAAGGCUGAGCACAGCCUAUUCUACUGUGAUCUGUGUGUGCAGAAUGUCAAGAUCUUCUUCAGCGAACAGGUCAGGUACACCAAAGCCAAUCUGAACAAACACCGGAAGAAAGGAGACUCUGAAUAUCAGUCAGCUAAAGGUCAUCCCAUGUGCAAAUUCUGCGAGACCCGAUUUUUCGACAACGACGCGCUUUUCGAACAUUUGCGCCAAAAACAUUACCAAUGCCCCAUCUGCACCAAAAACGGAGAUGCAUACGCGUUUUAUGCCGAUUACGACAGACUUGAAGAACACUUCCAGACGGACGAUACCCAUAUCCAGUGCCAGGAACCGGAAUGUCUGGAGGCCAAAUUCAUCGUAUUCGGGUCACAGUUGGAAUACAAGGCACAUUACGCACAGGAGCACGGUAAGAACAUGACACAGAGUGAGCGCAGGAAGGCGACAACGCUCGACUUAGAGUUCCAGUAUGCGUCGUCGUCGUCGUCAUAUAGAGGUCGAGACAAUGGCUUUGGCGGGGGGGGUGGGAGAGGGGCUCGUGGCGGCAGAGGGGGUGGUAGGGGUGGCAGAGACCGCGAGAGAGACUGGGAUAGGGACAGGGACAGGAACGAUCGCAACAGGAACAACUCCAGGUCACCCGUACGCGGAGAACACAAUGAGUACUCCCAUCGGGGCCGGAGCGGUGGUGGUCGAGGCAGAGGUAUAGGUGAUCCAACCAUUGGUAAUGACAGAGGAGCCGGGAGAGGGAGAGGCAGUAAACCAAAGCCCAAUACCGACGCCAACUUUGCGAGUAUCCAGGGCGAAUUCUCGUCAACGACGACGUCAUCAAACAACAACAACAAAAACAAUAAUGGUACAGCCACCAAUAAUAAUAGUUCUAAUAAUAGCAACGAAUCAAAAAGCGGAAGGAGGAAGGCACCGACCGGUUUUGGUACCACCUUGAAUCAUUCGGAAAUCGCGUCGCAAGCCAAUGCGAGCAAUGAGAGUGGUAAACGGCACUUGUCCAAGGAGUUCAAGAGGCCUGAGGGGCCCACAAGCAAUGACCGCCCCAAGAGCCCUGCCAAGAAGGGGGCGGUGUCGCAAACUGAAAUGGCGCCCAUUCCCCAAAACGCAGCCGAACGAAACUCCGUUCUCAUCCAGGACAUAAAGGAAGCGCUGAGCUACGACCCAGUCAAGUUCCAAGAGUUCAAGACCAUUAGCAAGGCAUACAGAACAAAUGCAUUGACUUCGGGUGAAUAUUACUUGCAGUUCAACAAGCUUUUGGGCCCCAGAGCGGCCAGUCUGUUCUCUGAGCUGGUUUCGCUACUGCCUGAAUUGAAUAAGCAGAAAGAACUAUUAGCCUACCACAAUGACUACAAGUCAAAGCAGAAACAAAUGGAGAACUUCCCUCCUCCCGUACCAUCAACUAGUGUCGUUCCCAAAACUAAUCGAGGAAUGUGGGCGAAUGGGAACGGCCCCUCUCGGAGCGGUCUGGUCAGUGCCAACGAUCCACCACUCAGUAGUGGACGCAAUGUCAAUCCCGCGGCAUAUGCAAACAGCACCUUCAACCCUCCACCACUGACCACAACGACGCGCACAGUCACGCCUAAUAGAGGUAUCUGGGCCAGUGGCGGGUCAAAGAACCCUCCCGCUAGCACCACAGCGCAGUUCCCUCCCAUGUAUUCCGAGUCACCCAGUAUGGCCAGUCCUGUGGCCCCGAGUGCAAGCAACAACGUAUAUGCUCAACCAUUCACCACGCAAAAGAAGAACCUGGCUAAGCCGAAACAG